Messenger RNA from Geodia barretti, 634 nucleotides. The record is from the annotation of a GenBank genome assembly. Lineage: Eukaryota; Metazoa; Porifera; Demospongiae; Tetractinellida; Geodiidae.
AUGAACGCUGUUUAUGCAGUGUGCGUACUGCUCUUGGCAGUAACGGUCGACUGCCAGAACCCCGUCUGCUACCAUCCUGGAAUCACGAACUGCCAGCCACCUAGUGGGGGCUGGCUAAUGGCAAUGGAGGAGUCCAGACUCCGCGCCCAGGGAAGAGAACCGACCAUCGCCGAGCUGGAGGUCCCGAAGAAAAUCUACUGCGACUGUUGCUGCAAGCAGGUUCCGACGUGCAGGCACGGCGAGGCAGUUUGCGGCGGACCUCGCUCUUGCGAGAUCAACAGCUGUUACCAAUGGAUACUAGCGAAUGCAGCAGCGGACGGUUCGCCGGAGACUCCGGGAUACACGGCGAAGAUUUUGACCGCAGCUCUGUAUAGACAGAGGGAGGAGCUGUAUCGGGAGCGGAGCGAGCUACAGGGUUUGAUGGAGAGUCUCGCUAGGACGAGCUCCGACGGAACUCACUCACUGACCGGUGCCGAUACGUACAAACCCGGCGGAUUCGAGACUGAGGAGGAAGAUAACCCCUUCCUGGCAUUUCAGAAUGCUUGACACUGAUUUAGCAUAUUAUUAUGUAGCAUAGCUCUGACAGAUCAACUGUGGUUUUGUUUACAACGACGUGCGUAGCCGCUACUCAGCG